Molecule: messenger RNA, 1448 nt
Organism: Saccoglossus kowalevskii
Lineage: Eukaryota; Metazoa; Hemichordata; Enteropneusta; Harrimaniidae
Product: GATOR1 complex protein NPRL2-like
Biological process (GO): negative regulation of TORC1 signaling; cellular response to amino acid starvation; positive regulation of autophagy
Cellular component (GO): GATOR1 complex; vacuolar membrane
Molecular function (GO): GTPase activator activity
Source: RefSeq, a predicted model, not a curated record
AUGGCAGGUAAAGACAACAAAAUAAAAUGUAUUUUCUUCAGUGAAUUCCAUCCAGUGGCGGGACCAAAAAUAACUUAUCAGGUGGAUAGUGAACCUGGAGACUACAUAUCCAAGGAAAUGUUUGAUAUUUUUCAUGUUUACAUAAUUACCAAACCACAGUUACAGAAUAAACUGAUUACAGUAAAUGCUCUUGGUCACAAAAUAAUGGGUUGUUCUGUUGGAAUAGAGAAUGCUAAAUAUUCACGAAAUGCUUUGCUUUUCAACUUGUGUUUUGUGUUUGAUUCAUUGUCAAAUACUACACCAUAUGAACCAGUUGUAAAGAAACUAGCCAGUUACCUGAUCGCAAUGGAGCUAGAGAAUGGAUUUAUUUCAAAUGAAGACAGCAAAUCAGCAUUACCAGAUAUUCUAUCAAAACUAUUAGUACAAAUGAAUACAUAUGGCAAAUGUUCCAUACAAGUCAAUGAGUCAAAUACCAUACAUUUGAAGACAGUUUCCACAGCAAUUGACCCUCCAGCAGUACUUGGCCAUCAUGUGCCUAUGUUUUUAGUGGAUAAACAUUCAUUUAACAUCAGUCAGUGGGAUCUUACAACUCAACAACUUCUCCCUUAUAUAGAUGGUUUUAAUCAUGUUCAACUUAUUGCAGCAGAAGCUGACGUAGACUUACACUUAGCACGUAUGUGUAUGCAGAAUUUACUGUAUCUUGGGAUAAUAACUUUGGUGCCAAUAUUUCAAUUUUCUAAUGUGUACAUUCCUACACCUGAUAUUAACAAAUUGAUGAAUGACACAACACUUAAACAUCAGUGUAUUAGAUAUGUGGCAAAACCAGGUCAUGAAAUUCCAAGAUUCAGUGAAGUCUUCAAAUUAUAUUGUGGUUUAGCACCCGGCAUAACAGUGAAAGAUUUCUGUGCCAGACAUAAUCCACACUCUUUAAAUGUUGAUCAUAGAAAGCUUAUUCAGUUUGGUGUCAUGAAAGGUUUGAUAAGACGUCUUCAAAAGUAUCCAAUCCGAUUACCAAGUACACCUAGUGGUUAUCACUCUGACAAUUUAAAAAGUCUUAACAAGUUAUUGCAGGGAUAUAAUAAUUACGAUGAAAUAUGCUGCAAGGAAGGUAUGAGUCAUCAAGAAUUAGAGGAGAAAAUUGAAAACGAUCCUCACAUUGUUAUAUGCUGGAAAUAAUGUUUUGUUAUUGUCGUGUUUGCUUAUAAGCUGCACAGGACCUCAGUCUGUCAUUCUUUAUAUACUUCUUCUCAGUUACUACCAUAUUAAAUACAUGUAGAUGAUAACUACCAGUAUACAUUUUCAGUUAUUACAGACUGAAUUCACCAAGUUUAAGUUUUGCUACUAGUGUACUAAGUACAGGGAAUUGCAUAUUGAAUGGAGACAAAGAUAGUAUUCAUUAACUCUGGGCAAGGCUUUUUUUGAAAUAAAAUUCCUCCAUUUUUUUAUGU